AUGACCGACGUUCCUGUCUCCUUCCUCCUCAACUGGCACGCGACGUCGUACCAUGCCCCGAUCUUCCUCGCCCAAGCCAAGGGCUACUUCAAGGACGAGGGCGUCUCGGUUGCCAUCCUCGAGCCCAACGAUCCCUCGGACUGUGCGGGACUUGUCGGUCGCGGCACCAUCGACAUGGGCGUUAAAGCUAUGGUCCAUACCAUCGCCGCCAAAGCUAACGGUCACGGAGUGACUUCCGUCGGCUGCAUCCUCGACGAGCCUUUCACCGGUCUUCUCUACCUCGAGGGCGGCGUUGACGGCAAGGGCAACGGGAUCACCAACGACUUCCGCUCACUCAAGGGCAAGCGCAUCGGCUACGUCGGCCACUUCGGCGCCGUCCAGGUUCGCGAGCUCGCCGAGAAGUACGGCAUGGACCCCGAGAAAGACUUCGAGCUCAUCCGCGUCGGAAUGGACGUCGUCGGUGCCAUCAUCGACGGCCGCAUCGACGCCGGCGUCGGCAUUGGCGCCGUCAACGGCGUCGAGCUCGAGGCCUGGUGCACGGCCAACGGUCGCCCCGAGUCCGACGUCAAGCUCAUCCGCAUCGACGAGCUCGCCGAGCUGGGCUGUUGCUGCUUCUGCUCAAUCUUGGUUCUUGCCAACGACGAGUUCCGCGCAAAGAACCCGGAGAAGGUCGCCGCUGUCAUGCGCGCCAUCAAGCGCGGCGCCGUCGACAUCUUUGCCAACCCGAAGCAAGCCUGGCUCGAGGUCUGCAAGUUCAAGAAGACGUUCCGCGCCGAGCUCUUCGGCAAAAUCUACGAGCGCUGCUUCCCCUUCAUGUCGCGCGACCUUCGUAACGUCAAGCGCGACUGGGUCAAGGUCUCGGCGUACUGCCACCGCAUCGGCGUUUGCGACGCCAACUUCACGCCGAACUACACCAACGAGUUCAUCCAGUGGGAGCAGCUUCCCGAGCCCGCCGACCCGGCUGCCAACCAGGUCUUGAUGGCGAAGAAGCAGGACGAGGUCCGCGUCAAGGGCGGUGUCCUCACUGCCGCUCAGCCGGUCGCCGUCGCAGCCUAG
This is a messenger RNA of Rhodotorula toruloides NP11, 1056 nucleotides long. Its product is annotated as thiamine biosynthesis protein Nmt1. Gene Ontology annotation, biological process: thiamine biosynthetic process. The transcript is spliced from 7 exons. The record is from RefSeq and is a predicted model, not a curated record. The coding region runs from base 1 to 1056 and encodes 351 amino acids. Lineage: Eukaryota; Fungi; Basidiomycota; Microbotryomycetes; Sporidiobolales; Sporidiobolaceae.